Ornithodoros turicata is the source of this 2037-nucleotide messenger RNA. RefSeq names its product serine/arginine-rich splicing factor 6-like. Gene Ontology annotation, molecular function: mRNA binding. Bases 155 to 1795 code for a protein of 546 amino acids. The record is from RefSeq and is a predicted model, not a curated record. Gene Ontology annotation, cellular component: cytoplasm; nucleus. The transcript is spliced from 9 exons. Lineage: Eukaryota; Metazoa; Arthropoda; Arachnida; Ixodida; Argasidae.
CGAGUGCGAAGAGUUUAUGGUUGAUGGGGUUGAUGGCGUCAGCUUAUGUUUCUCUUUGACCGGCCAAAAAAGUCUAUAACUCCGGAUCUGCGCAGUCCAAGUACUUUGUAAUCUCUCAUAACGUUCGUAGACACGUUUCGACACAUAGUAAAACAUGACGAGGGUGUACGUGGGUCACUUGAGCUACAGAACUCGGGAACGGGACCUGGAGCGUUUCUUUCGUGGCUUCGGGAAAAUCCGGGAGGUGCUGCUCAAGAACGGCUUCGGCUUUGUUGAAUUCGACGAUUACCGCGACGCGGACGACGCUGUGUAUGAGCUGAAUGGCAGGGAACUCGACGGAGAAAGAAUUGUGGUUGAACUUGCCCAUGGAACUGCACGGCGCUCUACUGCUUCUCGCAGCAGCUGGGUUGACAAUUCUGGCCCUGCCUCUGCUAGGUACGGACCUCCGACCCGGACAGAUUACAGAGUCGUCAUCGAGAACCUGAGCACGCGCAUCAGCUGGCAGGACCUGAAAGAUCGCAUGCGGAAAGUCGGGGACGUCACUUACGCCGAUGCCCACCGGAGGAGGAAGAACGAAGGCGUGGUGGAGUUUGCUUCCUACAAUGAAAUGCGCAGGGCCAUUGAAAAGCUAGACGGCACUGAACUGAACGGACGGCGUAUCAGGAUCUACGAAGAAAAAACCCACAAAAGAUCACGAAGCCGUUCUGCCAGCAGGUCCCGGCGACGCAAGUCGCGCUCCCACUCCCGGGAGCGCCGCUCGAGGCGUUCCAGGUCGGGAUCUCGGCGUCGCAAAAGCCGGACGCGAUCACCCGUGAAGCGCCGCCGGUCGCGCACUCGCAGCCGCUCACGAUCGCCGAAACAGCAAUCUCGCAGCCGCUCAAGGUCCCCCAAACGGCGCAGUCGCAGCCCAUCCCGGUCACGCAGCGUAUCCCAACGCCGUUCCAGUCGUAGCGGGUCCCGUCACAGUCCCAGACACACCCGUAGCCCCAAGAGGAGUCGCAGCCCAAAGCAGAUUCCCGAACGAAGUCCGGAGCGGAGUCAAAGUCCAGAAAGUAACCACAGUCCCAAGAAAAGUGUCAGCCCAGAAAGAAGCCCAAAGAGAAGCCGUAGCCCAAGAAGAAGCCGGAGCUCGCAACGGAGCCGUAGCCCACGGAAGAGCCGCAGCUCACAGCGGAGCCGUAGCCCUCAAAGGAGCCGUAGCCCGCGGAAGAGUCGCAGCCCUCAAAGGAGCCGUAGCCCGCGGAAGAGUCGCAGCCCUCAAAGGAGCCGUAGCCCGCGGAAAAGUCGCAGCGCCUCGAGGAAUGACAAAUCUCCGAAGAGGUCUAGCCGUUCGAGGAGUCCGAAGGCAGAGAGCCCCAGGUUGAAGAGGCGUAUCAGUCGUUCGCCACUGCGUUCAAGGUCUCCUCAACCAAGGUCACCAAAACGCAGUCGCUCAGACUCAAAAGCCAAGAAGAAGUCCUCUAAACGUAGGGCAGCAUCCAGGGAGCGUGGAUCUGGAGACCGCAGCCCAUCGCACAGUUCCCGAAGUCGCAGCAAGUCUACAAAGCACACCAAGGUAUCAUCCCCCUCACCGCAACGCACCACCAGCCGGAGCCGAAGGAAGUCGCCGUCGCGAGACAGGUCACCUUCCGUCAAGAGAGAGGCAAAGCAGGAGAGCAGAUCGAGGUCACCGACCCCACGCAAAGAACGAGCCAGCCGGUCUAGAUCGGAUACUCCAAAGCGCGAGAGCCGUAGCCGCAGCCAUAGCCGCGACUCUUCCAGAAGCGGCAGUGUGCAUGUGAAUGGUCUAGAUUGAUUUAUCAAACCAAUUUUUUUUUUUUUUUUUUUCAUUCCCCAGUUUAUCUCGCAAUUCACAUUAUGUUGUCGAUGAAUGAUACAUGCAAACCAGCGUUCUGAAGAAAUGCUGACAACCGUGCCGAAAGUCGAAUAUGUGUAUAAAUUGACGAAGACACACGUACCUUCUUGGUUGUUUUUCUUUUACGAUCUUUUCAUGUGUGAUGCUCUGAACAUACCAUUAAAAACAUCCCCACCGCUGUA